This is a messenger RNA of Microthlaspi erraticum, 366 nucleotides long. Lineage: Eukaryota; Viridiplantae; Streptophyta; Magnoliopsida; Brassicales; Brassicaceae. The record is from the annotation of a GenBank genome assembly.
AUGGAUUUCACGGUGCUUAACGUAACCGAGACUCGUCUUAGUUUUAAAUGGGAUUUAUUGAUCAGGAUUCCUGAUAGACUUCCUGGUCAUUACACUCUUCAACCGAGUUGGGCUAAACUGCUUAAGGUUUCAUCGAUUGCUCUAGAGGGAGAUACGGACGAUUUGAUUGUGAAAGAUGUUAUGGAUAAUAUUAAAGAAAAAGGUGAAACAUGGUUCGGUGCUCGAUUGCUUCUUCCGGACUGUAGAGAAGGGACGAGCGGAAAGAUGAUGUAUGCGUGUGAUGAAGCCACUUUCCGGUUCGAGCAUGGCUCUAAGAAGGCAUUUGCGUUUGGAAACCAACCAACUUGCGCUAUCGUCACUAAUUAA